This is a messenger RNA of Penicillium robsamsonii, 1713 nucleotides long. RefSeq lists its product as uncharacterized. Lineage: Eukaryota; Fungi; Ascomycota; Eurotiomycetes; Eurotiales; Aspergillaceae. Gene Ontology annotation, biological process: GPI anchor biosynthetic process. The record is from RefSeq and is a predicted model, not a curated record. The transcript has a single exon. Gene Ontology annotation, cellular component: endoplasmic reticulum. Bases 1 to 1713 code for a protein of 570 amino acids.
AUGUCCCUCCGCUGGCUGCUCUCCCGCACCUUUGCGCUCCUUCUUCCACUCACAGUGACCGCCACUGUUUACCUAUAUUUCUACCCAGUUUUCAACGGAUGCGCCUUUCCUCUGCCACAGUCUACCUCAGGGUCAGCUGAGAAGCGACUAUACCAUAAUUCAGUGAUCAACACGCUUCUCCAACAUUUUGGCGGUUCAACCUCAGACACAAAUAGUCAACCCGCCAUCUUCAGACUCCUAGUCCUCGCGGACCCCCAAUUAGAAGGCGACUCCUCACUCCCUUUCCCUGAAUAUGAAUUAUACCCCCGCAUGCAGACCCACUGGCGCGCCAUCCAGGAAGCAAUCGGCAAUGCCUCCACUUCACCUAUGCUGAACGAGGACGUCCUCUCAAACAUCACAACCGGUCUCCAAACCCUCGCAACUGAAGACAUCCCACGCGCCUUCCAUUCUGGCUUGAAACGUCUCGACCUCUUCGGCAACGACUACUACCUCGCACACAUCUAUCGCACGCUCUUUUGGUGGACCCGGCCGACGCACACAACCGUCCUGGGCGAUUUGGUGGGGAGCCAGUGGAUCUCCAACGACGAAUUCGCCUGGCGUAGACACCGGUACUGGAACCGUGUGUUCCGCGGCGGAGAGCGGGUCGACGACAAUAUCACCAGAACUGGUGCUGUGGGCUGGAGUCAGGGCGAAGGCAGCAAUGCGCCGCAGUCGGAACCUCUGGGUGCGGAUCGGGCUUGGGCCAGGCGCGUGAUCAAUGUCGCGGGAAACCAUGAUAUUGGAUAUGCGGGGGACAUCAGCGAGGCGCGGAUGGAGCGAUUUGAGCGUGAGUUUGGCCGUGCAAAUUGGGAUGUGCGGUUCGAACACCCACCAAUCCUGUCCUUAUCUGCGUCUGCUGAAGAUCAGCUUGUUACCCCUACUCUGCACCUGAUUAAUCUCAAUUCCCUCAUGUUCGAUACUCCUGCACUAUCUGCGGAUGUCCAGAGCCAUACAUAUUCUUAUCUGAAUGAGCUGAUCGCCAAUCGACUCUCGCCGGUCGAGGACCGGUCCGCGUUUACUUUGCUUUUGACACAUCUACCCCUGCACAAGGAAGAUGGCGUGUGCACUGACGGGCCAUAUUUCUCAUUCCGCGAUUCUGACGACAAGGAUGGUCCCAACGGUGUGCCCCGGUGGCUUGACGGUGGUCUCAAGGAGCAGAAUCAUCUCAGCGAUUCACUCAGCGCUAGCGCGAUCCUGCAAGGCAUAUUUGGGCUGAGCGGCAACGAGAAUGCGCCUGCUGGUGGUCGCGGCCGGAACGGGUUAAUUCUUACGGGCCAUGACCACACGGGGUGUGAUACCGUUCAUUUCGUCAACCGAACUGAAACAGUCGACGACGACGAUAUGUCUCAGGCCUGGAAGUGGGCUGCGAAGCGCUUCAACAAGAGCCAGCACAUCGACGACCCUUCUAUCCGGGAGGUGACCCUCCGUUCGAUGAUGGGAGAGUUCGGUGGUAAUGCCGGACUCCUUUCGGCGUGGUUUGAUGAGGCCGCCGGCGAGUGGAGCUAUGAGAUCACUAUGUGUCCAGCUGGCGUGCAGCAUUUCUGGUGGGGGGUUCAUAUCCUCGUGCUAGUGACGCUGGGUGUGGCUCUGCUCUGGUUCUUAUCUUGUGAUGCUCAGUCGAAGACGGUUGCUCGGAAAGUCCAAGAGAAGACUCGGGAUGGACCGAAGAAAUAA